ACGCGCCAAGUGUCACAAGACUAUGUGCACCGCACCCACAUGAUAACCAGCUCAUUUCAUUUUCUGCCAUCUUUAUAUACUCCAGUAAAUCCGCUCACCUGUUUCAAUACGUUUCACUCUGCUUCUCCUCUCUCUGGAUUUCCUGUUCGCUUCUAGGAGGAUUAGAAGCGGAAAUCUGCUUAUUAUCUUUUUGUCUCCUCCGCGAACAGGUGGUGAGUGAAGAGAAAUUGGAGUAGAAGGUGAUUUGGAGGAGUGGAGUUGGACCAUAAAGAGGAGUGUGAGAAACAAGGAAAAGAGAUAUCGAAUGAUGGUGAAAUAAGAGGAAUAGAAUUAGGAGCUAAAUGGAGGUAGAGGAAGAGAGUUUGAUGGAAGGCACGUUACAUGGAGACGGUGGGUGGGAUGGGGUGUAUUUGGCCCUGAAGAUCCAUCUCCUAGUGCAAGAAGGCCCUUCAUCGUCCUGUAACGUGGAGAACUUCAUAUCCAAAAUAUCCAUGUGUCAUGUCUAUGUGCUGGAAAAAUCUGAAAUGGAACAAAAUGAGACUGGGUGCCAAGCUCCUCAAGCUCCAAUCCUCUGUGUUAACAACUGUGGGUUCUUUGGGACAGCAGCAACUAUGAAUAUGUGCUCCAAGUGUUACAAGGACCUUGUUUUGAAGCAAGAGCAGGCAAAGCUUGCUGCGUCAUCCAUCCAGAAUAUUGUUAAUGGAGGUCCCGAUGCUGGUGGCGAGGAUUUAGAUGUUACUGUAAUUACUGAAGCACACACAACCUUGUCAGAGAUUCUGGCAGUACCAACAGAAUCAUCCUCUUCAAAUCCAGCAAAUGAGAAAAAUGAGGAAGUUAAAGGUCCAAAAAGGUGCGCCACCUGCAGGAAGCGCGUUGGUUUGACAGGUUUUGGUUGUCGGUGCGGCAAUAUGUUCUGUGCUGUCCAUCGGUAUUCCGACAAACAUGAAUGCCCCUUCGACUAUCGGUCUGCUGGUCAGGAAGCUAUAGCAAAGGCCAACCCCAUUGUUAAGGCAGAAAAGCUUGACAAGAUAUAGAACGGGCAAAGUUGGCUGUCCUGAAUCUAAAUGUAUGUCUUCAUCUACUAGAACGGGUGAAUCAGCUCAUACUGAACUUCUGGGGUGUCCUUAAGCUAUGAGUACUGGAAUCAAUCUUUGGGCCAUAAUGCAGAACUCUAUUCUGAUGCAAGAGUAUAAUGUUAUGCUCUGUCUAGUGCUUGUUUUAGGACUCAAUAGGUAUGGUAAGAUGGUAUGUUUCAGGUAGUCACUUGUAUUGAAAUUUCUCAGUGGCUUUAGCAAUAACAUCUUUUAGUUCAUCAUGCUAGAUCAAACGUGGAACCCUGGCCCCAGCAAGAUAUUUUCUUUUUUUGUUUACUUGUGUAAUAUAACUGAUCAGAUGAUGUUCGCAAAAGUCGGUACGAAAGAUCUUACUCUUGCUAGAGAGCAUCACGCAUUGGUUUCA
This is a messenger RNA of Sesamum indicum (sesame), 1458 nucleotides long. RefSeq names its product zinc finger A20 and AN1 domain-containing stress-associated protein 8. Gene Ontology annotation, molecular function: zinc ion binding; DNA binding. The record is from RefSeq and is a predicted model, not a curated record. Lineage: Eukaryota; Viridiplantae; Streptophyta; Magnoliopsida; Lamiales; Pedaliaceae.